CCCCCAUUGAAGAUUCGAAUUCCGCGGGAAGAAGUGUGCAAUUACUGACAUGUCCGAUAGAAAAUUACGUCGGAAGUCAGCAAUAGUUACCUUUGCAGGAGAUGAUGAGGUUUUGCAACACAUUGUAGAUGCAGAAAAUAAUUCAACAAGGGAAUCAAAGUCCCGCAGAAGAAGUCAUCCUCAAGUGAAGCAGAAGACCAUUGAAGAAGAGGCGAGUGAUCAUAGCGACGAUGAGAACCUUCCAGUGACAAAAUCUCAGGCCUUGGAAGAUGACAGCCAGGUCAGUGGGGGGGAUGUGUUUGGCUUUCGGACUCCCAAGAAAGCUGGGCGUAUGGAGCAACUGGCGUCAGAGGCUAAAACACCAAAAUCUAUUUUGAAGACACCAAAAUCAAAAGAAGGAACGCCAAGAAAGUCGGUAGGGUUCACCCCUUCAAAGGAAGAGCCCUGCACACCAACCAGUAAAACUCUGCGACAAAGAAAACCAGCUGCUAGUACUCCCUAUAGACUUCAUAAACGACACGGCGCAGGUAACUCUGACUCUGAGGACAGUCUGGAUACAUCAGACAGUGACAGUGAUGACAAUGAAGGUGCUGCCCCUUCUGUACCGACCACUCCAUCUGGCUCAGCCACCAGGGCAGCACGACGAAAGAUGGAUGAAGUCGACGUGAAAACUAAUGUGGAAGAGUACUUUGACAUUCAUGCUUCUGAUACUGGUCCCACAUCUGAUGCAACGCUAGCCAAGUUAGACAUGCCCCAUUUAGAUCACAAGUCCCUGAACGCUCUCCUGACCGACGUGCUGUCAUCACAUGCAGCAGAGUGCAGGCUCCUCUAUGAAGAGUACACUGACAUGUUCAGAACAUGGAUGUAUCAGAUGUGUAAUGGAUUCAACAUUUUGCUGUAUGGAUUUGGGUCCAAGCGUCGUUUGCUGGAGGGUUUCAGGGAGACGGUACUCAAGGGGUUUUCUAACCUUGUUGUCAAUGGAUACUUCCCCAGCCUGUCUGUCAAACAUAUAUUAAACUCCAUAACAGAAGAAAUUCUUGAUCAUAAUGGAAGCUUUAAAAGUCCCCUGGAUCAAGUUGAGUUUAUUAAACAACAGUUUGACAAAUCAGGUGAUGACUUCUACCUGAUCAUACACAACAUAGAUGGCACGAUGCUGCGUAACGAGAAGACCCAGAAUAUCCUCAGUCUCCUCAGCCUCAGUCCCCACAUUCAUAUACUGGCCUCGGUGGACCACAUCAACUCAUCCCUCAUUUGGGACCAGACCAAGUGCUGUCGUUUCCGCUGGCUGUGGUACGAUGCGACCACGUUUGCCCCGUACAUGGAGGAGACGUCGUAUGAGAACUCCCUGCUGGUGCAGCAGACGGGCGGCCUGGCCCUCAGCUCCCUCACCCACGUCAUGAAGUCCCUCACACCCAACGCCAGGGGAAUCUUCCUGCUGCUGGCAACCUACCAGAUGGAGAACAAGGAUAACAACAACUAUAUAGGAAUGUCCCUACAAGACCUGUACCAGAGAUGUCGGGAGAGUUUCCUUGUCAACAGUGACCUCACACUGCAGGCCCAACUCACUGAGUUCAGGGACCACAAGAUGAUACGCUCUAAGAAGAGUUUUGAUGGAGUUGAACAUCUGAUGAUACCAAUAGACGAAGGAACACUGAAGGAGUUUAUAGAAGAACACAAGGAAUGAGUUGGCUUGCUGGGGAAUACUGGGAAUGAGUUGGCUUGCUGGGGUGCUUGUGUUGUCAACCUGAAAUUUAAAGAUCUACAUAAUGGCAGUGUUAUGAAUAUUGUGAUGAUCUUCAAACAUGAGUCUAUCCAACCUGUUAUAAUAUCUUUUGAUCCAGGAUAUAAUGACAAUUCUGUUCCUGCCAUGAUGCCUUUGGUAAACUAUUGUGGUCAGGUCUAUGUCUGGUAGCUGUCAUCGAGGGACAUGUGGUGUUUACUUUAGCUUGUAACCACUGUAGAGGUCACAUUUGUUUAUCCAUUCUUGUUCAAACUUGGUCAGUAUGUUUAUCUUGACAAUAUCUAGAUUGAGUUCUAAUCGGGGUAUAAUGCAUGCACAAACUAGGUAACCAGGUCAAACUUGAGAAAAACCUUAUCGAUAUAUAGAAAGCCACAUUCAUGACUCAAUCUUUAUGGAAUGUUUUAAAAAGGUGUAUUUCAACAUUAUCUUGGCUGAACAUCAGUCAGGUGUGUCAAAAAUUGGGUCACCAGUUCAAAUCUGAGAAAAACCUUGUUACCACUCAAGAGGCAAUAUUUUAUCUGGUGGGUGACCUUAUAUACUCAUUGUUUUCACCAAUAAUGGCUAUCAACAUGUUCUAUUGUUGACUUGUUACAAGUUGUAGGAAGAAAAUAUUUACAUACUUUUGAGCUCAACUGAGCACAAUGUACUCAAAGUGGGUUCUUGUGAUUGCCUUUUGUCGGUCAUUCCACAUGCAUUGUCUGGUGACCAUUGUAAACUGUUGCCUUGGGAACACCAUAUGACGUGUGUAUUGCCCAAUCUUUAUGAAACUAGGUCAGAACAUUUGUGCCAAAAGAUAUCUUGGCAGAUUAUGAAACCGGUUCAUGUAGGGUCAAAAACAAGGUCCCAAGAUCAAAUUAAAGAAAAAGGGUUGUGAACACUCUUAAAGCCACAUUAAUUGCUCUAAUCUUCAUGAAACAUGGUAGGAACAUUUUUCCCCAUGAUAUUGUUUCUGAGAUCAAAACUGUGUCAUCUGAGGUCAAUGGUAAACAUAAAGAAAAGGCCUGUGAACACUGUAGCCCUGAGGACACAUUGAUUUCCAAUGUCAUGAAAUUAUGACAGAAAUUUGUUUCAAUGACAUCCUGACCGAGUUGUAACUGGGUCACAUGGGUCUAAAGACUAACUAAGUUCCUAAGUAAAACGAAAUAAAAAGCUUGUUAACACUAUAUAGACCAUAUUUUUUCCCCAAUACUCCUGAAACUUUGUUAGUUUAUUAGUCUUAAUGAUAUCUUGGCCAAUUUUGUCUCUGGGACAUGUGGUUUCUAAAACUAGAUAACUAAGUCAAAGUAAUUAAAAGAGUGUUAACAAUAGCUCUGGGGCCUCACUUUUAUUGUCCAAUCUUAAUGAAACUUGGUCAGAUGGUUAGUUCCAAUUAUCUCUUGACUUAGUUUGAUUCUGGGUCAAACACAUGGUCGCUUGAUCAAAUUAACAACAGCCUGUAGAGACAACACUUAUCAACCCAAUGAUAUCUCAAAUGAAUGUGAGUUAUGUGUGUUCAAAAACUAGGUCACUAAGUGAUCAAAUAAAAGCUUGUGAACAGAAGCUCUUGGACCACACUAAUUGCCCACUCUUCAUGAACUUAAGUUAGUUAAUUAGUCAGUUCAUUAGUCCCCAAUGAUAUCUUUGCCAUGUUUGAACCGGAGACAUGUGGGUGUCUAUAACUAGGUCACUAAGUCAAAGUAAUUAAGAGUGUUUACAAUAACUCUGAGGCCUCUAUUUUGCCAAUCUUCAUAAACUUGGCCAGAUUGUAAUAAUCUCUUGUCUAAGUUAAAUUAUGGGUUAUUUUGGGUCAUAAACUAGGUCACUGGGUCAAAUUAAAGAAAGAGAUUGUAGAAACUCUAAAGACCACAUUUAUUUUCUAAUCUUCAUUAAACUUGGUGAGAACAUUUUGUUCCAAUUAUAUAUAUGGUGGUUUUUAACCUGUGUCUUGUGGGUUUAAAAACGGUCACUAGGCCAAAUUAAAGAAAAUGCUUGUGAGGAACAGAAGUCAUGUUUGUUUUCUUAAUGUCUAUUUUACUUUCUCUGAAUAUUUUUGUUAUAUUGAUUUCUCUUAUUAGUGAGAUAUGGUUCUUAUCAAUUGAUAAACCUAUAUCAAAACUAUUUAAAUACUCUAAAAGUCAUAUCUGAAACUUGCUCAGAACCUUUGUUCAAUAAUUGUGCUGCAAGGUGUAAGGUCAGUUCGUAUAUGUAUGUUCUGUAACCUUGUGAAAAUACUUUUUCAGAACAUUAAGUUCCUCAGGGUUUCAGGUGAGAACCUAAGGGAAUUUGACCCACUUUGUAGUUAUUUGUUUGUUUUUUGAGUUUCAAAUAAGGUAUUUAUUAGCACAUGUUGUUAAUGCAUGUGUCCUGGUGUGUUUGUUAUGUCAUUUACAAUAAUGCUAUCUAUUGUUGAGUAAAACUGGUAUUGUGUUAUUGAAAUUCCAAAACAUUGAAAUGGUGUAUGCUUCAUUAUGUACAUUCGUAUUUAUUAUGAAUUAAAUUGAUGAAAAACAA
Molecule: messenger RNA, 4231 nt
Organism: Dreissena polymorpha
Lineage: Eukaryota; Metazoa; Mollusca; Bivalvia; Myida; Dreissenidae
Product: origin recognition complex subunit 2-like
Exons: 12
Coding region: 50-1684 (544 amino acids)
Biological process (GO): DNA replication
Cellular component (GO): nucleus; nuclear origin of replication recognition complex
Molecular function (GO): DNA replication origin binding
Source: RefSeq, a predicted model, not a curated record